AUGGCCGCAGUUGACGUUACAUAUUCCUUGCCGAAGGACGUGACUGAAAAGAAGAUCGUGGUUCACUCCGGCACGGAGUUCCAGAUCAACGCCUACGGCAAAGACGGCAAUGGAACAGAUGUUUCCCGAAGCUCCAAGGAUCCUUCCCUUAGGCCAGCGUACUAUUACACUGGCCCACCUUGGAGUUUGCUCUGGAGUGACACUAAACUGUUUCUCAAGAACAUCAUCUACCUUCCUUGCAUUGUCUUCCCAUUCUGGGCUCAGCCCCCCGCACGCUCAUUUCGUCUUGGAGUCGACAACAGAUUCAGAGAGCAACCUCGCUUUCUUGUCAGCCAACUUCAUCGCCAGUUCCAAGCAUGGGCUCAGACCUACUUCCACUCCGGCCCGAUGGACGAGCUUUACCCGUCCUGGAAUAACAUAUACGAUAUUACCUUCCACAUGAUUCUCAUGGCCACCCAAUCGGCCUUUCUUCUGUCCCUUCCCUUUCUGAGCGUCCUCUCUUUCAAUGUCUUCGUAGCUUACGUUGGCCUCUUCGUGGGCAUCAACUUUGUUGCCUGCUUCGCGCUCAAUGGCUGGAUGCCUGACGGAUUCAUCAUGUCGAAGCAGUUCCCAGCCACCGCACAAUGGAGGGAGGACCAUGCAGAUGAAGAAUGGAUUUUCUUGAAUGGAGUUGCUGUCGGGAAAAACUGGUUGCAGAGCAACAUUGACCGUAUCUCAUUGACUUUCCACCGUGAAGUUAAGGGCGUGCACAACCGGACGUGA
This is a messenger RNA of Colletotrichum spaethianum, 762 nucleotides long. RefSeq lists its product as uncharacterized. The record is from RefSeq and is a predicted model, not a curated record. The transcript has 2 exons. Bases 1 to 762 code for a protein of 253 amino acids. NCBI's taxonomy places the organism in Eukaryota, Fungi, Ascomycota, Sordariomycetes, Glomerellales, Glomerellaceae.